This is a messenger RNA of Heterocephalus glaber (naked mole-rat), 4512 nucleotides long. It is a transcript of the gene Bend2, whose product is annotated as BEN domain containing 2. NCBI's taxonomy places the organism in Eukaryota, Metazoa, Chordata, Mammalia, Rodentia, Bathyergidae. The record is from RefSeq and is a predicted model, not a curated record. Gene Ontology annotation, molecular function: DNA binding.
UUAGUGUGCGUCGGCUCCACACAGCCGCUUUACACUCGCCGGGCCUCAAGCUCUCGAGCUACACACCACUACACCUCACAAUGGCAGAGGAUUCGCAUCAGGAUCAGGAUUAUAUUAUUUUAACUAUUGGAGAUAGCUACGAUAACAUUGAUGAUGAGGAUGCUGUGACAAAAGAGGAUUCUGAAACAGAGAAUUCUGAGAAUCCUAAUGAUUCUGAUGAUGCACUGAUGAUACAAUCAAACUUUGGAAGCGGCAGUGCGAACUUUCAGCAACUAUUCGGCAUGACAUAUGGAGUUGAAGGUGCAGAAGUCCACCCUGAUCAACUAGUUUCACAAAUGAACCAUCCAACACACUUAAAAAGAUACAGGUCUGAGCCAACAGAACAGGAUUUUUGCUCAUCAAACAAAAAAAGACUAUCAUCUCCUCCAAGACAGUAUAAUAUGGAAAGAAAUGUGUUUGAAAAAUUCUAUGAUGAAUAUCACCGAAACCAACUUAGAGCAUUUCAACAAUGUUUUCAGGGCUUACAAGAUCUUAUGGAACAAACGAAUAGGCAGGUUGCCAAGCUGAAUGGAAUCUUUUCAGCAAUGCAACAGUUUUGGGAGAGAUCACUGAUACCACAAUGCCCUUCUGUAGCAGCAUCUACAGAAGUUCCACCACCAGGAUACCCUAGUGUGGCCAAUAGCCCUGAUAGGGUGAAUUACUCGGACAUUCUAAGAAAUGGGAGCAUGAGCCCAGAAACUACCUUGCCGUCGUCUGUCUUCAUCCUUUCCCAUUUUGAUAUGCCAGGAAUAGCAGAAGCUAGCUUGGAAAAUAACCCUGAGACAAGGGAUUACCCACCUGUAAUGGAUAAUGACAAUAGCCAGCAUCUUUUGUCUUCGUCUGCCAACUCCUCAUCUGAUUCUGAUAAAAAAUUUAUACUGAUAGAAAUGCCAGCAAAUAUGGAAAACAGCUCAGAAGACAGUCCUGAGAUAGAGAGUCACCCAUCUUCGUUGGAAAAUGACAGAGAUCAAAGUCCUUCAUCUUCAUUUUACUUCAUUUGCACCAAUUGUGGAAUGUUGAGUAAACAAGAAACUGGCCUUGAAAGGAGCCCUCAGACAACGAACAACUUACCUUUCGUGGAAUAUGAGAGUGAUAUAUCUCCCUAUUCAUCUAUGUCUAAAACAUCAGUAAAAACAGGAACCAAUAUGGAAAACAACUGUGGCCUGAAGAAUUGCCCAAACUUACUGAGAAAUUAUGGUGGUCAGCAUCAUUCCUCAUCAUCUGUUUCUCGUUGUUUUCAUUUUGGAUAUUUUGGAAAUCCAUCCAGGCAUAUAAAGAUACCAAAUUCAGUAAUAGAUAUAGCAAAAUCCAAGCGUUGCCCAGAGGAGUCAGCCAAAUACCUCCUCCACCACCUGUUCACAGAAGAUGUCCUGAUAAGAAGUAACGUCUAUGGCAGUUUAGAGCAAGGCCUGUGUGCCCUUGACUCCAAUAGGAUUAAUGCCAUCCGAGAAUUUCUCCAAGACAACUUCUCUGCUUAUGAUCUAGAAGAAACUGGAUGCGACUGGCAAUUGUGUGUGAUCGCCAUCAACAGCUAUCUCCAUAGUUUUAGAUCUGACUUUGAGGACUCUAGGGUCAAAGUACAGAAGCGGCUUUCAUCAGUGAAUCCUUCAACAUAGCCAGAGCCAAGAGAGAAUGAUGAAACCGACUCAAACAUUUGAAUGUCAGCCAUCCCACUUUCUUAAAAUGUUAGAUUGUCUGUAAGCCUCUCAGUUAUAAUUCCAAAACAAACCUGAAGAAAUAGCCAAAGCUCUUUUUUUCUGCCUGCAAAGGGAGACAGAAUUGCAGUAGGAAGAUAUGUAAUGGUUUUGUCUUUGAACGAAAUGAUGGGUAGGAUGCUGCUAUGAACCUCUGAUUGAGGGAAUAGUAGCAAACUCAACAGUUGUUAUUGUUGCUAUUUGAAUGUAGAGUAACACAUUUAGCAUUUAGUGAUAGGUGAAAUCUGAGUGUCAGUGAAGCACAGGUAGAUAGACAGAGAGCUGUGGUUGGAAGCACAAACCACAAUACCAAGCAUAGUAACUUGCAUGUAAUAGACACUCUGUAUUUAUCAAAUAAAUUGAAACAACACAGUUUAGAUAUAAACUGGUGAUUUAGAAGGGAGGUGUGAUUUACAUACGUCCAACAUACCCACUCUCACUUUCUUAUACAUUCUUUAGAAUCUUAGGAUUGAUAUAACGUUUGUCUGACCUAAGCCUUCCAGACACAAGACUUAAUGUUCUUUUGAUUUACUCCUGAUAAGAACAGUAUUCUUUUAACUACUCAUGAUAACAUUUUAUCAUAGACGUUUUCUCAGGCUGAACCCAUAAAAUUAUAUCAGGAGAUGUUUUGAUACCUUUUAAGUAGUUUUAAGUUUAAAGACUAUGUCACUGUGAAUAAUAAGAAUCUGACCAAAUGCAGACACUAACCUUAUUCUUGGUUUCCAAAGUGUCUGGGUGAAGGUUUUAAUAUUUUGUAUAUUUUCAGAUAGAUUUUACUAGUCAAGAAUGCAUACAAAUUUAUAUCCCACAAUAUUUAAAUGAAAGAAAAUAGUCAGAAAUUUAAUGAGAUGAAAAUAGUUUUAAAGGAUAUUGGCAGAAUUAUUAGAGUUUUAAAAAAUCUAUUUUACUCAUGAGUAGGAUUUUAUUUUUAACCUAAGCCCCUAAUUUUAAAGAAAAUUCUUCAAUGUUUUAUCCAAAGGAAAUAAGUACAAUUUCAUCAUUUGUGUAAGAAACAUUUUGUGAGCUAUAAUACCCUCUUUCAGCUUUCAACCUGUCAAACAGUCCUCAUUCACUUAAUGCAAAUUUUAAUUAUUAAGCAAGUUUUUCCCUUGUAUAAGUUACUUUGGCCAUUUUCUUGUGACUCAUAGGUUUGUCUUAGAUAAUUGACCUUAACUAAUUUCAGUUUUGGGAUAAGGUAAAUUCAACAGAAAGUAAUGUCAGCCAGUCAGUUACUACAAUUUACAUGAAAAUUGACAAGUCGUCUUAUUUUUGUGAUCUGUGAAAUAGUUUAAGAUGUUUUUGUACAACUACUUUAUUGAAUGCAUAUUUUUAUAUGAAAUGUCUUGGGAAAGUUAAGUUCAACUUUUAGAAUAUUUCAGUGAAAUUUAGUACAGUUUUAUAAAGAUUAGACAUGAAAGAUUGGUUUUGGAGACCUGAGAGUGUACCUAGGCAGUAGAGCACAUGUUUAACAUGCUUGAGGCCUUGGGUUCAAUCCCAGGAGCAAAAAAGAAAUUUUAAAAUUUAUUUUUUAUUUGUUGAUAAGAUUUCUCACUGUGUAGCCCAGGCUGGCCUUCAAUUCAUGAGCCACUGCCUCAGCCUCCUGAAUCCUGGAAUUACAGGUAUGCACUACCAUGCCUGAACAGAAUUUAGUUUUCAGUACUCUGUUGUCUAAAUAAAUAAUUUGCUAUAGUAGUUGCCUUUAUAGUUUUUCUACAUAUAAUGUUUAUAUAUUUAGGCUAGGCCUACAAAGGUUUUAAGUCUGAUGGGGUUUUUUUGUUGGUUUUUUUUUGGUACCGGGGAUCGAACUCGGGUCCUUGCACUUGUGCAGUAGGCGGCGAAACCAGUGAGCUAAAUCGCCGCCCCAAAGGUUUUAAAAAGUAGAUAAUUUUUAAAAUCUUCAUAUAAAACUUUUUCUCCCAUAAGGGGCAAAAGAGUUUUGUACAGAGUUAGAUUCAUCUAAGUCUUUACCUUCACCAUUCAGUUUCAUAAAUAAUUGUACAAAUUACUAGUAAUAGAGCUAAUACAUAAAAGUAAUCCACAUUAUAAACACAUCAUAUUAUGCCCCCAAAAUAUAUGCAGUUAUUAUGUCAGUUAAAAAUAAAAUUAUAAAAGUAAGACUAUAUAAUUGGCAAGAAUAAAGUUCAACUUGUAUAUGUAGAAUUCAAGUUAGAUUUGCAUUUUCUGAUCUCUAAAAUAUUCCUUGGACUGGAAGCAGAACUACAAAAAACUAUAUUUGCAAACAUAUUUCAGUACUUAUAAGGUUUAUGCUUUAUGGUGAUUGCAUAUAUAAGAGCAGCCUUAUCUUAAUAGAACUUUCCAUAACAAUGGAAACAUAAACAUAACAAAUUUGAAAAAUAAAUUUAUAUUGUCCAAUGUGGUAGUCACUGGGCACAUGUAGUUUUUGAGCACGUGAGAUGUGGCUAAUUAGAUGAAGUAAAUUUAAGGUUUUAUCUCAUUUUAGCUAAUUAAAAUUUAGAAUUAAAUAAUAGGUAGAUAGUGGCUACUGUGUUGGAUGACAGUUUUUUUAAUUUUUUUAUUUUUUUUCAGUGCUGGGGAUCUAACACAGGGCUUUGUGCAUGCUAGGGAAGUGCUCUACUACUAAGCUACAGCCCUAGUUCCAGCAGUGUCUUUUAUUUUAAAAACGUGUGCAAAACAGUUCCCAUGGCUUAAUAGUAAUACAGACAUUUGAGCAAAAUAGAUUUUAUAAAGAUAUUUCACAUUUUAUUUUAAACUAAAUUCCUGUCUUCAAAAUGCUUCAGCUUAAUCUUUUUAUUGUAUU